Arachis ipaensis is the source of this 518-nucleotide messenger RNA. The record is from RefSeq and is a predicted model, not a curated record. NCBI's taxonomy places the organism in Eukaryota, Viridiplantae, Streptophyta, Magnoliopsida, Fabales, Fabaceae.
CCAGCCUUUUGCCGUCGAAUCCUCCUUGUCGUCGCCGUUCGAAUCGCGAUCUGGAGAGGGAGGAGAUGCGAGCCAUGGCCGGAAGGGAGAAGACGCCGUGUCUGGAAGCCGCCGUCGUCCUCGCCACAGGGUCAGCCGCUGUCAUGUAUGGCAGAGCCAGAAGAAGAGAGUUCGGGAGCAGAACAGGCGAGAGAGAUCUGAGGCUGGGUUGGGAGUCCAACCACCGCGUCCAGCCGCCGUUUGUGUCGUCGGCGCUGCCUUCGCCGGAGCUGCCACCGUCAAAAAGGGAUUCAUGCCGCCGCAGGUGUCGCUGCCGGAGAAGGGAGCUGCAUCUCUAUGACUCUGGCCGCCGGGAGUGGUUCCGUGACUUCUGGGACCGCCGCCGAAGCCUCUGGCUGUUUCUGCCGUCACCGGAGAAUCCUGCCGUCGCCGGAGUCUGAUCACCGUUGCCGCCUAGGAUGGCUCCUGGGGCUGCCGCCGAACCGGUUCGGAGACCGCCGUUGUUUCGGUUCAGCCGU